CCCACCAUCUACGUGCUGGUUGCCUGCAGUCCUUGGGAGCAGCCAGUGCUCGUGCCUGCAUCGGCGUGCGGCGGACACGAGCAGCACGCAGUAUAUGCGACGAGCGUGCAGCCGAGAAGUAGACGAAGCCAGGACGAAGCUGCACUCGGGCAAGACGAACCGAGAAUCUCGGGGGCCGAGGAGGAGGAGGAGGAGGAGGAGGAGGAGGAGGAGGAGGAGAAGAAGGAGGAGGAAGAGAGAGAGAGAGAGAGAGAGAGAAAAUAUAGGAGGCAUUCUGUAUUGGCCGAAUCGCAACUGCUGCGCUGCGCUGGUCUCGCUCUCUGGAUGCACCUGGCGGGCCAGGACGACUCAGCUGGGAGGACUCUCUGGAUGCAUCUAG
Molecule: messenger RNA, 379 nt
Organism: Prorocentrum cordatum
Lineage: Eukaryota; Dinophyceae; Prorocentrales; Prorocentraceae
Source: the annotation of a GenBank genome assembly